AUGACUAGCCACGAGCCUUCACUCCUUCAGGCCCGUGGUGGCGCUCAUGCCCACGCUCAUUCUGCAUAUAAACACCGACACGCACAUGGCCAUGGCCAUGACCAUCUGCACCAUCAAUACCCCCAUGAUGCCGUCUCUGGCCCCCGACCCGGCCGUGACAAGCUCGACACCGACCAAAACCCGGAUCUCAAGAAACGGGCCAACGUGGUCACCGCGGACGAAAAGUCUCUCGAUGAGGCAACUCCUACCGCAACGUCCCUCGUCACCGAGGUUAUACAGACCGUUUCGCUCGUUCAGAUCGUGGACACCCAAGGAUCGCCGCUCUCCACGUUGACUCAGUUCGCUGUACCCAAUACCGUUAUUAUCAAUAAGGACACGGGCAAGACCAUAUCUGCUUCGAAUCCGGAUCCUACUCCAGCUCCGGCUGCGCCAGGUUCUGGCCCAGAUCUCAGCAAAGGAGUCUCAUCGUCGCCUGCCACUAGCUCGCAAGCAACGAUUAGUCCCCCGUCGAUAUCUGCUUCUUCUCCGGCAUCCCUUUCGUCAUCCGCCCUUUCUUCUUCAUCACCUGCAGCCCCUCCACCGGCAUCUUCACCGGCAUCUUCACCAUUAUCUUUGCCUGCACCUUCGCCAGCACCUUCGCCAGCGCCUUCGCCAGCGCCUUCGCCGGCCCCUUCAAUGGGAAUAGGCCACCAUAAUGGAACAAUUAUCCAUCAUCCUAGCAGCCAUUCCAGUGCAGCUAAUUCUAUGUUUCAUGCGGAAUCAGUAAAUGUCAACACGACAUCAACAUCGCAUUCUUCGACAACACCGCCAAAACACUCUUCUACUUCGUUGGCAAGAACAACCUCGGAGUCUUCUUCUUUUGAGCCUACGUCUUUUACAGAAGCAGUGGCCUCAACCAUCUCUUCUUUUGAGCCACAGGCCACUGAUGGCGGAUUCGGUGGCGGAUUCGGCGGAGGUGCUACUCCGUCUAUAGUAGAUAGUAUGCAGCCUUCCUCCUCCGCGUCUUCAAACUCAACUGCGAGCGCACUCUCCCCUCAGCAAAAGCAAGUUAUUGGAGGAGUACUCGGAGGCGUUGCCGGCGCCGCUUUCUUCCUCGUUUUGGUCUUGGUAGCUCUGAGGUGGAAGAGGCGUCAAAAUAACGCGGCUCAGGCUGCCAGUCAAGCUGCCUCGGAGUCUCGUGAAUUGCCUCCAGCCUCUGGCACUCCCAGUGGAGCUCCCAAUGGCGGCGGCGGAAGUAGCGGCGGAAGCGCCAUGGCAGAAAGAUACAGCGCUGCUGGCCUGACUGCGGCCUUCACUGGCUUGGCCCCUAAGAGGAGUUCUGCUUCUGUGAACUCUUCGGAGACGGGAGAAAGAGGUUUCUAUCGUGUGUCUGGCAGAAAGCUGCCUUCAGUCUUGCAGGUAGGGGGCGAUGGGUACUCGGAUCCUCGCUCGAGUUUCAUGAGUGGCACCUCAGACUACUAUCGAGGCUCGCAAGCUUUUGAUCCGUUCGGAGGACCAGGAACCCGGUUACAGCUAGGAGCUCCCAUGCGUCCCGAUAGCGGCGUGCCGAUUGUUCGAUCCAGCCCGGCUCGCCCUGUGGUUGCAGAAGAGAAUCCGUUCGCGGACCCUCCGACGUCUCCCCCUGGUGAUGCUUUGGCGCCUCCAUUGACACGACCACGCGCCGGUCCACGGAGGGGUUCUAAAUUCCAAGAGGGCAUUUGA
Molecule: messenger RNA, 1701 nt
Organism: Trichoderma gamsii
Lineage: Eukaryota; Fungi; Ascomycota; Sordariomycetes; Hypocreales; Hypocreaceae
Exons: 2
Coding region: 1-1701 (566 amino acids)
Source: RefSeq, a predicted model, not a curated record